AUGCAAUUCAAGGCCGUUGCCCUUUUCGCCGCCAUGGCUUCCGUUGCUGCUGCCGGACAGACAGUUACCGUCUAUGCAUGCCCAGCAUCCUCUAGCUCUGCUGCUGGUUACGCUACCCCAACCAUCGGCACUGUUGGCUCAACUGGCGUCCUUAGCUCUUCUACCCCAACUGGUUCUCCCAUCACCUACGCCACCACCGGCGCUGCCUCCGUUCACGGUGUCUCCGCUCUCGGUCUGUCCGUUGCUGGUGUCAUUGCUCUCCAUUCACCUUCGAGCUUCGAUGGCGUCAUGAUGUCUGGCGUUCUACUCUUUAAUUCGGCCCAUGAUUUUGAUGGCUAA
Hyaloscypha bicolor E is the source of this 339-nucleotide messenger RNA. RefSeq lists its product as uncharacterized. The record is from RefSeq and is a predicted model, not a curated record. The coding region runs from base 1 to 339 and encodes 112 amino acids. The transcript has 3 exons. Lineage: Eukaryota; Fungi; Ascomycota; Leotiomycetes; Helotiales; Hyaloscyphaceae.